AUGUGGGGGCUGAAGGUAGCUGUUUGUGCGCUGCUAACGGUAGCUGCCGCGUCGACCGAUUUAUCCUCGACGUCCAACGAAGUGACGAAUCGCAAAGAGCGAAAUUUACUUCUGUAUAAUCACCUUUUUCAGCUGCCGCAGGUCAAUCUAAAUGCAAAUUUAAAUAAAAACAAUAGCAAUAAAAACAACAACAACAACAACAACGCCGAAUCGUCUCGCCUAGAUCACCACUUAUGCGAUUCACCUGACGGAACGACAGGCAUCUGCUACACUAAAGAAGACUGUGAAAACUUGGGAGGAAUGAGUCUCGCUUCCUGUGAUAACGGCGAAGGAGUUUGCUGUUUAGUGGAGAAAAGCUGCCGCAACGUGACAACUCACGCUAUGUCCUACUUUGUGAAUCCCAGUUACCCAAACCAGGACUCCGGAACCUCGUUCUGCGACUUCCGAAUUGACGUCACAAACAAAAAUAUUUGCCAGUUACGGUUGGAUCUUGAACAAUUUUCUUUAGCAGCACCACAUCGUCACAUGGGAAUAUGUCGCAAUGAUCGAUUUAUAGCAAUGACAUCCCUCCCCAAUGGCAUUGGUAUCAGUGAGUUAUGUGGCGAAAAUCAUGGUCAACACUUUUAUGUGCCAGUGGAUGCUACAUACGCAGGUAGCACAUCUGUUUCCCUCAUGAUUAUGACAUCAGGCGGAAAGCCAUAUCAUUGGCGAAUACGCAUCACCCAAGUCGAUUGCAAGGAAACCCCAGAACUGGCAGCUCCACCAGGAUGUCUUCAGUAUCACACAGAGAUGAAAGGAGUAUUAGAAAGUUUCAACUACGCUGGAGGCGGGGGCCACUACCAAACUAAUCUGGAUUAUGCAGUCUGCAUUAGAAGAUCUCCGAAUACAUGUCGUAUUGUUUUUACACAGCCAGAAGAUUCCGUUUUUGUUAUCAAUUCAGCAGAGGGAGCUGAAUUGGCAGAUGGAGUGGGGCGAGCAGGUACUACAAGUUGUGACUUGACAACUCAUGACUACGUGCAUAUACCUGGAGGAAGAUAUGACGGUCCGACAAUGCCCGGAUUACACACAGAAGACGAAAUGGAUGAACCUGAUGAAGACUUUUCUUACUCGACAGCUGACAAAUUCUGUGGAAAUGCAUUAUCCGGGUUGGCAAUUACAGAAAAUGUUGAACGAUUGCGUUCUGGAUACACCCUCGAUCCUAUUGACAAUUCCACAGUGUCUUCACCUGUGACAAGUUAUUCUUCUGGACCUAUUGUAGUGAGAUUUCACACAGAUGGCAUAUCUGAGCCCCAUUUGGAAGUUGGUUGGCGUAUAGAAUAUCAACAAAUGGUAACUGGUUGCAAAAGACAUUUUGGAUAACACUUAUGGCAUGGUACAGUGUUGCACAAUGAUGUCUAUAAAUCAAAGGGCUUG
This is a messenger RNA of Gryllus bimaculatus (two-spotted cricket), 1413 nucleotides long. The record is from the annotation of a GenBank genome assembly. NCBI's taxonomy places the organism in Eukaryota, Metazoa, Arthropoda, Insecta, Orthoptera, Gryllidae.